Messenger RNA from Micromonas commoda, 846 nucleotides. RefSeq lists its product with no specific name. The transcript is spliced from 2 exons. Gene Ontology annotation, biological process: lipid A biosynthetic process. The record is from RefSeq and is a predicted model, not a curated record. The annotation marks the transcript as partial. Lineage: Eukaryota; Viridiplantae; Chlorophyta; Mamiellophyceae; Mamiellales; Mamiellaceae.
CAGCAGACCGUUCGCCGCAGCUUCACCUUGAUCGGCGUCGGGCUCCACUCGGGCGAGUGGGAGACGGUGCGGGUGUGCCCCGCGCGCGCCGGCGAGGGCAGGUACUUCGUUCGCGUCAGGAUCCCAGCCGCGGCGGCGCUCGCGCAGGACAACCUCCGCCUCUCCAUGCGCUUGGCGGUGGACGACGAUAACGGCGUCAUCACCUGCGAGCACCUGCUGUCCGCGCUCGAGGCGAUCGGCGUGGACAACGCGAGGAUCGAGCUCGAGGGUUCCGGCGAGGUUCCCAUCGUGGACGGGUCCGCGUACCAGUUCGCGUACGAGUGCGCCCGCGUCGGCCUCGUCCCCGCGCACGCCGACGGAUCCACCGCGGAGGUGCCCCGGAUGGCGUGGCGACCCAGCGAGAUGAUCACCGUGCGAGACGGCGACGCUUUCGUGCAGUUCAUCCCGGACGCCGUCACCAAACUCACCUACGGCGUCGAUUUUACGUACAAGUCGACCGCCAUAGGCAAACAGUGGGAGAGCUGGACGCCCACGGAGGACGGCGACUACGUCGACCUCAUCGCGCGCGCGAGAACCUUCGGGACGAUGCAGGACUACAUGGCCUACUUCCGCGCGGGAUACAUCCGCGGCGGCUUGGAGCAGUGCGCGCUCAUCGCCAACGGCGACAAGUUUUGGAACCCGCCGAUGAUCCUCCCCAACGAGAACGCCAGGCACAAGAUCCUCGAUUUGGUCGGGGACCUCUCGCUCAUGGCGGAGCCCGGGAUGGCGGGCGUGCCCAUCGGUCACGUGCUCGCGUACAAGGGCUCGCACAGGCUCCACGCAAAGUUUUUGGCGGCGCUGGCGGCG